Molecule: messenger RNA, 536 nt
Organism: Helianthus annuus (common sunflower)
Lineage: Eukaryota; Viridiplantae; Streptophyta; Magnoliopsida; Asterales; Asteraceae
Exons: 4
Coding region: 1-498 (165 amino acids)
Source: RefSeq, a predicted model, not a curated record
AUGGAGUUAGCAAGCGAAGGCAAUUUUCCGAGUGAGAUGAGGGCAUUGAUAAACAGGAGGUUUGCGUUUAAGAUAGCCAUAUGUUCGUUUAAUAUAAAUAAGAAAUUAGAUGGCUACUCUGUUUCGAAGUUGACCGAAAAUCCUUCUAUCAUCAAAGAUCUUGAUGCUCAUUUUGAUGUUUACCAGGCUGCUGAUGAUGAACCUUUAGGUCCUCAUGCUUCUGAUCCAACUCCAAUUGUUAACGUUAACAUCCAGGAUUCUGUUUCCCGUGUCGUUGAUGAAGAUACUCCAAUGUCCAAUUUGAACAACAGCAUAUUUACUACACCAUCUGGAGCUCAUAUUAGUUGUUCUUCAAAGAUGCUGGACAAUGAGCUGAAGCGCAAUUUGGAGGCGGUUUAUGAUGUGGAUCUUUGUUCUUCUCAGUCUUCAACUAAACCGCGUCAGGGUGAUUGUGAGAACAAUGAAGGUUUGAAGAUGAAAGCAAAGCUGGAAGAUUAGUAAUAACAUUUAUCAGUCAUUUCAGUUUUUUCGAACAA